UCCACUCCAUUGUAACAGCUAGCUACACUCGGAUGUACCUCUUCUGUAUAUAAAGGCCUCCGCCUCUCGAUGAAUGAAUACAGCGAUUCUAACUGUUCUUCUAGAAAUACCUCAAAAGUGCGCAACUUGAGCACUUGCUCCAGCUAGGAAUUCUGGUUUUAAUUUCCUCAACAAAGCGACUUCCUCGCUCGCGGCAGGUUGACUCUCUCUGCUCUCUACUCCGGCCUCCGUGUCCAGAAGCCGCGGAUCCUAGACGGGAAGACCUCAAAAACUGAGUGAUGGAGGCCGCGCUGGUGAGCGCCUCCCAGGGCGCCGUGCGGAUCCUAUUAGGGAAGCUCGGAAACGUGCUUGCCACCAAGUACGCGCUCCUCAGCGGCGUACGUGGGCAGAUCCAGGAGCUCAAGGACGAACUGGAGAGCAUGACCGGCUGCCUCCGCGACCUGGCCGACCGCGACGACCACAGCCAGCAGACGAGGAUCUGGAUGAAACAAGUGAGGGAGGUGGCGUUCGACGCGGAGGACUGCAUCGACAAAUUUUGCCGUCAUCUCGGCGAGCAUCCCGGAGACGAUCGAGGACUAGCGAGCUACCUUGGCAGGAUAAUCAGCCUCCUGCGAACGAUGGGGUUGCGGGCUAAGCUGGCCGCCGAGAUCAGGACGCUUCAGUCUCGUGCCAAGGGCGUGAGCGACCGGAGGAUCAGGUACAGGCUAGAAGAUGCAGCGGCAGGUGAUCCUCCCAGCUCGCUCGAUCCUUCCAGCUACAAUCUGCGCCGCUGGCUUCCAUCCGGCGGCGGGUCAGGCCUCGUCGGGAUGGACGGCUGGACCAAAGUCGUGGUCGGCCUGCUGGAAGACGGCGCGGCACCUCGCCGGCGGGUGGUGUCAAUCGUCGGAUCCGGUGGCCUCGGCAAGACCACCCUCGCCACCGCCGUCUACAACAGCCCGGCGCUACGCGACAUCCAGUGCCGCGCUUUCGUCGCUGUAUCCCAGACCUACGAUCUAUGGUCCCUUCUGGAAUCCCUGCUGAAGCAGCUUGUGGUUGUGCCGGCGCAAAUCUCUGACGACCAUCCCCUCCGAGGAAUCAAAACCUGGGGCAGAACCGAAUUCCUCAGCAAGUACACAGAACUCUUGAGGGAUAAGAGGUAAGAAUAUAUUAUGUUGAAUUAAAUAUUUAACUGUUUGCUGCAACUGCAAGCGAUAGGAUACUACAUACUGAUAGCAAAAAUUCAUGCUUUGUAUACUUGCAUAUCUUUAAUCUUUGUAUAUAUACUUGCAUCUCUAAAAAAAUGAUGAUGACAUCAACUAGAUGUGUAUGUCACGUCUAGAAGAUACUAUUGGAAUUCGUCCACGGAUCGAUCACAUCAAAAUCAACGAAUACGCACAUGUACAAAAACUUUUAUAUAGCCAACAGUCCUUGUCAUGCCCAUAUUUUUCUCUUUAAUAGCAAAAGAGCCCGUGCGUUGAAACGGGAGAAAAAAAAUACCACACGCACGUAACCCAAUAAGCAUGACUUAUAAAACCCCAAUAGGUCUAGGCCCUUCAUUUCAACACAUGGUAGCCCAUUCGUGUUUCCGCUUAUCCUCCUUACCACCCUCGCCGAUGGUGGCCACAGUGCUCACACAAUUACAACGUGUUUGAAUGUGGUCGAUCCUAAGGCGUCUCUCUCUUGACAUAAAGAUGAGCAAUCUGCUUUUUUCUGUGAGGUCUUGAUGAGGCAUGCAUGUUUGGUUAUAGAUGAUUUCUUCUGUCUCCAAUCUAAUUUUUCUUAGGUGUUCAUUUUCAAUCUGGAUCGUCACCGGUAUGAAAAAUAAUGGACCUUGCGCUAUUGUCUAAGAGCAUCUCCAGCGGAAACAGUUUUGGCGCGAAAGCCUGGCGGAGCCCUCAGCGACCGGGCGCGUUCAUCGUCCUCAUCACCUUGGUUUUCCGCGAAGAAUCAAUGCCAAAGCUGCUGCACCGGUUAGCCUUCCAUUGAUGCCUCACGGGCGGCACAGUGAAGGUGCGUGAUGCACAUCCCGCCACGCGUACACACGUAGGCCGCCCUCUCACCGCCAACGCAUGGCUAUAAAAGCCGCCCUCCCUCGCCGGUGAGCGCACACUCCAUCGCCACAAAACCCUCUCCCCCUCUCGACCUCUCAC
This is a messenger RNA of Triticum dicoccoides, 2129 nucleotides long. Its product is annotated as disease resistance protein Pik-2-like. Gene Ontology annotation, molecular function: ADP binding. Bases 279 to 1139 code for a protein of 286 amino acids. The transcript has 3 exons. Lineage: Eukaryota; Viridiplantae; Streptophyta; Magnoliopsida; Poales; Poaceae. The record is from RefSeq and is a predicted model, not a curated record.